Cyprinus carpio (common carp) is the source of this 5256-nucleotide messenger RNA. RefSeq names its product cohesin subunit SA-1. Lineage: Eukaryota; Metazoa; Chordata; Actinopteri; Cypriniformes; Cyprinidae. Gene Ontology annotation, molecular function: chromatin binding. Gene Ontology annotation, biological process: sister chromatid cohesion. The record is from RefSeq and is a predicted model, not a curated record. Gene Ontology annotation, cellular component: chromatin; cohesin complex; nucleus.
UGUCCUGGUUACGAGGGUCUCUCCUCCUCCCCCCGCCGCCCGCUGAGCUUCGGCUGUUCUCGGCUGUGUCCGCCAGAGGGCGCUCGGGCUCCGAUGUCAACACGCGCCAUUCGAUUGAGGAAAAUGCCACCAGAUGGCGGUUUAGGAUUGCUGCUCUUCUGAAAGGCGCGGUUCCUUCUCCCGGUCCAAUUUUCAAUUAAUAAAUCCAUAUUUAGCAAAACUUUUAUCGAAUUCCGAAAAGCGGGAACGCCGACCUUUGCGGCCAUGAGCAUCCCAGGCUCAGAGUUGCAGUGUUAAUACUGUCAUCUGCACUUAAAGCACACUGAAAGACCUCCUCCCAGCAGAGCACUACACACAGCAGACCUGUAACACACCACCUGCCCCUCCAUCAUCAUGAUCACCUCAGAGCUGCCAGUGCUACAGGACUCCGUUGAGUCGGGUCAGGACACAGUGAGUCUCAGUAUGAGUAUGAGUGAGCUGGACGACACAGGAGAUGGAAAGACCAAGAAGAAGAGAGGAAGGCCUGGCAGACCACCUGCACCCAGCAAGAAACCUCGGAAGUCACCAUCAGAGAAGGGUCCGAUGGGAGUCCAGCGGGGGCGGAAGGCCAAUGGGAUGGCCCAGCAGAACGGAGAGGGCGAUCCUGUCACUCUGUUUGAAGUGGUCAAACAGGGAAAGAGUGCUAUGCAGUCGGUCGUUGAUGACUGGAUCGAGUCAUACAGACAAGACAGAGAUUUAGCACUUCUGGACCUCAUCAACUUCUUCAUCCAGUGCUCUGGCUGUAAAGGCACUGUAAGAAUUGAAAUGUUUCGCAACAUGCAGAAUGCUGAAAUUAUUCGCAAAAUGACAGAAGAGUUUGACGAGGACAGUGGCGAUUACCCCUUGACCAUUUCUGGCCCAUUGUGGAAGAAGUUUCGCUACAACUUCUGUGAGUUCAUCUGCGUCCUGAUCCGUCAGUGCCAGUACAGCAUCAUCUAUGAUGAGUACAUGAUGGACACGGUCAUCUCUCUGCUGACGGGUCUGUCGGACUCACAGGUUCGAGCCUUCAGACACACCAGUACUCUAGCAGCCAUGAAGCUCAUGACUGCUCUGGUGAACGUAGCUCUGAAUCUGAGCAUUAACCAGGACAACACACAGAGACAGUAUGAAGCCGAACGCAACAAAAUGGCGGGAAAGAGAGCCAAUGAGAAGCUCGAACUCCUACUUCAAAGGAGGAAAGAGCUUCAAGAAAACCAAGAUGAAAUCGAAAACAUGAUGAAUUCAAUCUUCAAGGGAAUCUUUGUUCAUCGUUAUAGGGAUGCAAUAGCUGAAAUCAGAGCGAUUUGUAUAGAGGAGAUCGGUGUGUGGAUGAAAAUGUACAGCGAUGCCUUCCUGAAUGACAGCUACCUGAAGUAUGUGGGCUGGACUUUACACGACCGGCAAGGUGAAGUGCGCUUGAAGUGUUUGAAAGCCUUACAAAACCUCUACACAAACCGCGAGCUGUUUCCAAAACUCGAGCUCUUCACAAACCGUUUCAAGGAUCGGAUCGUGUCUAUGACGCUGGAUAAAGAGUAUGAUGUGGCUGUGGAGGCCAUCAGACUGGUCACGCUGAUCCUUCAGGGUAGUGAGGACGCUCUGUCUAAUGAGGAUUGUGAGAAUGUCUAUCAUCUGGUGUACUCCGCCCACAGGCCUGUGGCAGUGGCUGCUGGGGAGUUUCUACAUCGAAAGUUGUUCAGCAGACAUGAUCCCCAGGCGGAGGAAGCUCUGGCCAAACGCAGGGGCAGGAGCAGCCCAAAUGGAAACCUCAUCCGCAUGCUGGUGCUCUUCUUUCUGGAGAGUGAGCUGCAUGAACAUGCUGCCUAUCUAGUGGACAGUUUGUGGGAGAGCUCUCAGGAGCUGCUGAAGGACUGGGAGUGCAUGACCGAACUGCUGCUGGAGGAGCCAGUGCAGGGCGAGGAGGUGUUGUUGGACAGGCAGGAGAGUGCUCUGAUUGAGCUGACUGUGUGUACCAUUCGUCAGGCUGCUGAGGCCCACCCGCCUGUGGGGAGAGGGACUGGGAAAAGGGUUUUGACAGCAAAGGAAAGGAAGAUGCAGAUUGAUGACAAAAACAAAUUAACGGAGCACUUCAUCAUGGCUCUUCCCAUGUUACUCUCAAAAUACCAGACAGAUGCAGAGAAAGUAGCCAACCUCCUACAGAUCCCGCAGUACUUUGACCUGGAUGUGUACAGUGCUGGGAGGAUGGAGAAGCACUUGGAAGCGUUACUCAAGCAGAUCAAGUUUGUGGUGGAGAAGCACACGGACACGGAGGUCCUGGAGGCCUGCAGUAAGACCUACUGCAUCCUGUGCAGUGAGGAGUACACCAUCAUGAACCGCGUGGACAUCGCCCAUAGUCAGCUCAUCGAUGAGCUAGCAGACCGCUUCAGCCACUCGGUGGAGGAGCUGCUGCAGGCGGGGGAAGAGGCGGAUGACGACGACAUCUACAAUGUACUCUCCACUCUCAAGAAACUCACAGCCUUUCACAAUGCUCAUGACUUGACCAGAUGGGAUUUGUUCGGGAACUGCUACAGGUUGCUAAGGACGGGAAUAGAGCAGGGCUCUAUGCCAGAGCAGAUCGCAGUACAGGCUCUUCAGUGUUCUCAUUACUCCAUACUGUGGCAGCUUGUGAAGAUCACAGAGGGAGCUCCAUCCAAGGAUGAUCUCUUAGCACUACGGAGGGUUGUCAAGUCUUUUCUAGCUGUGUGCCAGCAGUGUCUUUCAAACGUCAACACGCCGGUUAAAGAGCAGGCGUUCAUGCUGCUGUGCGACCUGCUGAUGAUCUUCAGUCACCAGCUCACCACAGGGUCCAGAGAGGGUCUGCAACCUCUGGUCUUCAACCCAGAUAGCACCCUACAAAACGAGCUGCUCAACUUCAUCCUAGACCAUGUGUUUAUAGACCAGGAUGACGAGAAUCAGAGCAUGGAGGGUGAUGAGGAGGAUGAAGCUAACAAGAUUGAGGCCUUACACAAGAGGAGAAACCUCCUAGCUGCCUUCAGCAAGCUCAUCAUUUAUGAUAUAGUAGACAUGCCAGCCGCUGCAGACAUCUUCAAACACUACAUGAAGUACUACAACGAUUAUGGAGACAUCAUCAAGGAGACUCUAAGUAAGACCAGACAGACGGACAAGAUACUGUGUGCCAAGACGCUCAUCCUGAGCUUACAGCAGCUCUUUAAUGAGCUGAUCCAGGAUCAGGGGCCUAACUUGGACAGGACCUCAUCUCAUGUGAGCGGCAUUAAGGAAUUGGCCCGUCGCUUUGCCCUCACCUUUGGCUUGGACCAGAUCAAGACCAGAGAGGCUGUGGCCACACUGCACAAAGAUGGCAUUGAGUUCGCCUUCAAGUAUCAGAAUCCUAAAGGACCAGAGUAUCCCCCUCCAAAUCUGGCCUUCCUGGAGGUUCUCUGUGAAUUUUCCUCCAAGCUUCUUCGCCAAGACAAGAAAACAGUGCACUCGUAUCUGGAGAAGUUCAUGACUGAGCAAAUGAUGGAGAGGCGGGAAGACAUCUGGCUGCCGCUCAUCUCCUACAGGAACUCUCUGCUGACGGGCGGAGAUGAAGAUCGCAUGUCCAUCACCAGCGGCAGCAGCAGCAGCAAAGGGGGAUCCAUACGGAGCAAGAAGGGCCGUCCACCACUGCACAAGAAACGCAUCGAGGAGGAGAGUGUGGAGGGCUCUUGGAUGAUAAGGAACGACACCCUACAGACCCCCGGAGCCCUGCAGACACCCCAGCUCACCUCCACCGUGCUCCGAGAAAACCCUCGGCAAGCUGCUGAGCACCUCUCUGAACAGAACUCUGAGCCCGGCUCUGAAUCUGACUAUGUUCAUAAUCCUCAGAUGCAGAUGUCCUGGCUUGGCCAACAGAAGAUGGAGGAGGUGAACAGGAAAGAACGCACAGCCAUGAACUACAUGAAGGCCCGUAGCGGAGGAGUACGGCAGACUGUACGUGGUCUCAUGGAGGACGACGCAGAGCCCAUCUUUGAGGAUGUCAUGAUGUCGUCGCGAGGUCAGCUGGAAGACAUGAGUGAGGAAUUUGAGGACACCAUGGUCAUUGAUCUGCCUCCAUCCAGGAACAGGCGGGAGAGAGCAGAGCUGAGACCGGACUUCUUUGACUCUGCAGCCAUGAUUGAGGACGAGUCGGGUUUCACUAUGCCCAUGUUCUGAGGUGCCACAACAGAUGGAAAAGGAGUAUUUGAAGUGAUUAAAGGGCUGAAGAGACAUUGACAGAAGAAAGGAAGCACUGGUGUACAGGUUCAGAGAUUCUGGAGCAAACCCUCAACCGUCCUCUUUUAUCAAAUGCCACAUCAGAGGAGCUUUUAUUCAUCCGGAGAUUAUUUUAACAGAUGCAGUCCAAUCAUGUCACAUAUGGUGAUUUAUUUUUUAUUUUUUUUCUGUCGAACCAGUUCUUUGUCAGCUCAUUAGAAUCACACUGGAUGGGAUUUACAUUGUGGUACAAAUUUAUCAUGUAAGAAUAUACGGUCCUAUAUGUUCAAGAUGUACAUAUUUGUGUUUAUCCAUCCUACUAUGUAUAUGCCCUGUACAGCUAGAUUAUGAAAUCGCUUUUACUAUCAGGUCAACGAAUGGAUUCUUCCUACCAAAACAAGCAGUUGUACAUGUUGGUCAAACUUCAGUCUGUCUAAUUUUACAUAUAAAACAACACUAAGUAGUCAUAAUUCUGGUAAAUGACAAAGGAAGGUUAGAAACGUUUGGUCAGUGUUAAAAAUGCUGUUAAUAUUGUCAGAAAGCCAAAACUCUCUGUGACAGUUGUCCUGAAGGGGCAUUACACUACAUGUUGUGUAUUUUGGCUUGCGGAAGCAUUUGAAUGGUCAGUAUUUUCUUUCCAGUAGAUUUAGUUUUAAUGAGGUGAGGUUUAUUUGUGUGAAAUGUCUAUACUGCAGGGUUUCCAUCAGUUGCUCUUGUCCGGGUCAAACAGCAGAGGCUGCUGUGCCAAGUGUUCAAGUAUUGCCUCCGUUUAAGUGCUUUAUGGUCCUGUGCUAUCAAGAAGUGAAAUGUUAUACUGUCAAUAACAUGAGUUUCCCAUGAUCAUCAUUAUUCCCCACCCUGAGCCCCGGUUAGUUUUGCUAGUGUACCUGUAAAUUGUACAUUUUCAAUAUAAAAUGGUUUUCUUUUGUACAACCUAGAAAUGAUGUACCACUUUCCCUUUUAAUGGAAAACUGUUCUAAAACUUUUCUUCAGUGAACUUGUGGAAAACUCACUUUUUCAGAAAAAAAUUAAACAUGUAAUCAUGAA